Molecule: messenger RNA, 546 nt
Organism: Pararge aegeria (speckled wood butterfly)
Lineage: Eukaryota; Metazoa; Arthropoda; Insecta; Lepidoptera; Nymphalidae
Exons: 2
Coding region: 1-546 (181 amino acids)
Source: RefSeq, a predicted model, not a curated record
AUGGCGGGCAACCGAGACAAUACCCUAGAGGGGCAGCUCACUCAUGUAAUACAACAUCAUAUGUCACAACCGGGGACGGAGGCUCAAGUGAGCGUUCACCAGGUACAAAGCCCACCCGGCAGUGGGAAAAGACACCAAAUAAUAAUCGAUAUCAAACAGGAUAUAGAUAUAGAUGAGCUAUCGACUCGGUCUUUGGCUGAGAGUGUCAUGGAAACCCUAGGCGCGCGUUCUGCAGCUGUAUACAUAGACAACUCUCAAGUACAGGGAGAAAAUUCAGAUAUGGAGUCUUUGACGACUGUGAAUGUUAUAGUUGCUAAUGAUUUGAGCCAAGCGGCACCGAGCCCUCAGAUGGAAGACACGGAAAUAGUCGAAGAAACGCAGGCGGAGAGCACCGGGAUAUUGCCUGGGAAUCGAAUAGCUGUUGACCGGAUUGUGGAGAUGACAAAUGCGGCGAAUACAUCGAACGAAAAAUCGACAUCGACUGCGACUACUUUAUCGAUAACCACAGUUGCUACCACUACUGCGUCAGUUAAGAUCGUGACAUGA